Schistosoma spindalis is the source of this 2092-nucleotide messenger RNA. Lineage: Eukaryota; Metazoa; Platyhelminthes; Trematoda; Strigeidida; Schistosomatidae. The record is from the annotation of a GenBank genome assembly.
AUGUUCUUCCUGUAUUCCGGAUCAAAGAUUUUGGGAGCACAGACAAUUACUAAGAAUAUAUGUAAAUUCUUGGGUACUACAGUUGAGCCUAUUGUGAAGCCAGAAAUAAAGCGAAACUCGAUUUUCAUCAACAAUGAGUGGGUAGAGUCAUCUAGUGGGAAGACCUUCAACACUAUAAAUCCAGCAACUGGUAAAGUGAUAUGUCAAGUUUCGGAAGGGGAUAAGGCUGAUAUAGAUAAAGCAGUUAAAGCAGCUCGUAAAGCUUUCGAAUUUGGUUCCGAGUGGCGUACCAUGGAUGCAUCACAUCGUGGUGUAUUACUUCACAAAUUGGCUGAUCUUAUUGAACGUGACAGAGUUUAUUUGGCUUCUUUGGAAACACUGGAUAAUGGGAAACCGUUUGCUGAUUCAUAUAAUAUUGAUCUAGAUUUAGUGAUCAAAUGCUACAGGUAUUAUGCUGGCUGGGCAGACAAAUACCAUGGGAAAACUAUACCUGUCAAUGGAAACUAUAUGUGUUUCACUCUUCAUGAACCAGUUGGUGUUUGUGGACAAAUUAUACCGUGGAAUUUUCCACUUCUUAUGCAGGCAUGGAAGCUCGGUCCAGCAUUAGCGACGGGAAAUACAGUGGUAAUGAAGACAGCAGAACAAACUCCGUUGUCUGCGAAUUGGGUAGCUGAAUUAAUCAAAGAAGCCGGAUUCCCACCUGGUGUAGUGAACAUUGUUCCAGGAUUUGGUGAAACUGCUGGUGAUGCCCUAGUCGUUCAUCCUAAUGUUGAUAAAAUUGCGUUUACUGGUUCAACAGCUGUAGGACAAUUGAUUGGUCAGAAUGCUUAUAAACAUGGUGUGAAACGAAUUACUUUAGAACUUGGCGGAAAGAGUCCAUUAAUUAUUUUCAGUGAUGGUGAUUUUGAUCGAGCCAUAGCUACGUCACAUUUUGGUUUAUUUUUCAAUCAAGGCCAGUGUUGUUGUGCAAGUUCACGUAUAUUUGUCGAAGAAUCAGUUUAUGAUAAGUUUGUUGAAUAUAGUAGUGAAGAGGCUAAAAAACGUAUAGUUGGUAAUCCUUUUGAUUUAAAUACAACACAAGGUCCACAAGUUGAUGAACACCAAUAUCAAACUGUUAUGUCAUACAUUGAAUCUGGUAUAAAAGAAGGUGCCAAAUUAUGUGCCGGUGGCAAACAAUCUGAAUCAGAUGGUUAUUUCAUUCGUCCUACAGUUUUUGCUGAUGUUCAAGAUGAAAUGCGCAUUGCUCGUGAGGAAAUAUUUGGACCUGUAAUGCAAAUUAUGAAAUUUCGAUCAUUAGAUGAAUUGAUACAUAGAGCAAAUCAUACACAAUAUGGUCUUGCAGCUGGUAUAUUCACUAAUAAUUUAGAAAAAGCUAUGCAUGUUAUGCAACGUUUACAGGCUGGCACUGUUUGGAUCAAUUGUUAUGAUGUUUUCGAUGCUGCAGCACCUUUUGGAGGUUAUAAGUUUUCUGGAGUUGGUCGAGAAUUAGGUGAAUAUAGUUUACGAAAUUAUACAGAAGUCAAAACUGGGGUACCAGAUAUAUAUGCGCCACACAAAACAAUGAGAAUGGAAAGAGAAAAAGAAGGGGAAACGGAAAGGCACAAUCUGAAAGAAUUCUUUCAUUUAAUGAAGUUACAACCGCUUUAUUGAGAAAGUUAAAGGUUACAGCAGGAUUGCCUCUGGCUUCUAUUCUGAGCCACAUCUAAUAAUGUCUCUAGCCACUGUGUUGCACCGUUUCUUGGACUCCAGCCAGGGAAUCGUGAAGGACCAACAGAACCCAGUCUUUUGCAGCUUUCUUUCAUACCACGACACCAUGUCAUAUACUGACCAGCUCUCCGCUUUUUCCAACCAGUCCCAGAGUUGGCAAAUAAUGCACGACGUGGAAUUCUCUGGGACGACAUUCGUAGAACAUGUCCAAGCCACCGAAGUCGAUGUUUCAAGAUGGUGACACCAAUUGCAUUAUCGUCUCUGUGCUCACAGAAGGUACCUCAAGAUUUAGGGUUUGCAAUGAAUUUGUAUUUAUUGAAUAAUUGUGCCGUUUAUACACAAAUAGUCUUUUCUAAACCUCGGUUUCAUGUGCAUUUUAAUCGUG